CGAUUUUCGCUCUUACCUGCACUUUCACUGGACGGUAUUAUUGCAUUGGAUAUCUUCGAAGGAUCAGUGAAUAAGGAGCGCUUCAUUGCCUUCGUGCAUGGGGAACUGGCUCCCAAGUUGACCCCCUAUCCGGGACCACGCAGUGUGGUGGUCAUGGAUAACUGUGCUAUCCACCACGAUGAAGAAAUCCGCCAGAUUGUGGAGGUUGAAUGUGGUGCGCAUAAAUCAUGUUUUGGGGUUCCUUGGACGGUUGACUGA
Molecule: messenger RNA, 258 nt
Organism: Trametes versicolor FP-101664 SS1
Lineage: Eukaryota; Fungi; Basidiomycota; Agaricomycetes; Polyporales; Polyporaceae
Exons: 2
Molecular function (GO): nucleic acid binding
Source: RefSeq, a predicted model, not a curated record